Messenger RNA from Folsomia candida, 1590 nucleotides. Its product is annotated as saccharopine dehydrogenase-like oxidoreductase. Gene Ontology annotation, cellular component: mitochondrion; plasma membrane; lipid droplet. Lineage: Eukaryota; Metazoa; Arthropoda; Collembola; Entomobryomorpha; Isotomidae. Gene Ontology annotation, biological process: glycolipid biosynthetic process. The transcript has 9 exons. Bases 200 to 1474 code for a protein of 424 amino acids. The record is from RefSeq and is a predicted model, not a curated record.
UGAAGCUUAUAUUGACAUUGACAUCAUGCAAUUGGACUCUUGAACUUAAGACUGGCUGGCUGGAGGACAGUUUAUCUCCCAUAAAAUUCCUGGAAUCCACUCCACAUUCUCAGUUUCAUUAGAAUAAUUAAUUAUUAAUAAAGGUGAAACAAGUUAUUUGUAAGAUUGUAUUCUCGAAGAAGUUUAAAACGAAUUCAAAAUGUCCAGAAAGUUUGAUCUCAUAGUCUUUGGAGCGACUGGCUUUACUGGAAAGUAUGUGGCUGAGACGAUUGUCAAAACUCUCAAAUCCACUCCUCCUGGCGAAUCGUUCACAUGGGCUGUUGCAGGUCGAUCUACGUCGAAACUUGCUACUAUUCUGGAUGAAAUUAGUGGACGGACAGGCCAAGAUUUGAAGAGUGUUGAAAAAAUUGUGGCAGACGUGUCAGACCCUGAGUCAAUAAAAAGUAUGGCUCGUUUAGGCAAAGUUGUUUUGAAUUGUGUGGGUCCGUACCGAUUUUUUGGUGAGCAAGUUGUGAAAGCAUGCGUUGAGGAGGGCACGCACCAUGUCGACGUCAGUGGCGAACCUCAAUUUUUGGAAAGCAUGCAACUAAAGUACCACAAACUGGCAGAAGAAAAAGGGAUUUACGUCGUUGGUUCAUGCGGUUUCGAUUCGAUUCCGGCUGAUUGUGGAACAGUUUAUCUGGUUCAAAAUUUUGGGGGGGAUGUAAAUUCUGUCGAAGAAUAUGUGGAAACUGAUAACGGAGGACAGCCGACUAAAAUUCAUUACGGUACUUGGCAAUCUGCAAUUUAUGGACUGGCUCACGCAAAUGAACUUCGACCCCUGCGGUCACAACUUUAUCCAGAACCACUUCCAAAGCCAAAGUACCGAAUGACACAAAGGAAAUUUCUGCACCGAAGUGACAUUGUCGAGGGAUGGUGUAUCCCAUUCCCUGGUUCUGAUCGUUCCGUUGUGAUGCGUUCACAGCGUCAUUUCUUUCACCAAGAACGACAACACCCUGUGCAAAUGCAAGCUUAUUUAAAGCAGAAAUCUCUUUUUGAAAUGAUGUGCUUGGUCAUUGGUGGAAUGAUAUUCGGGGUUUUCGUACAAUUUAAAAUUGGAAAAUACCUUCUUGAGAGGUUCCCUACAUUUUUUUCCGCCGGAUAUGUUACACAUGAGGGUCCUGCUCCAGAAGAAAUGGAUAAAUUGACAUUCACCAUCACUCUGGUUGGCGAAGGAUGGGGAGAGAAGUUGUUGGAACCUACGGAUAUCCACGCUGAUCCUCCCAAAAAGACUAAAGUCGUCAAAGUUCGAGGGACAAAUCCAGGUUAUGGUGCUACGUGCGUGUGUCUUGUCCAAGCUGCUCUGACCAUUUUGAAAGAAGACAAUAAGAUGCCCUCAAAGGGCGGCGUUUACCCACCCGGUGCUGCAUUUGCCAAAACCACUUUGAUUCAACGACUGAAUCAAAAUGGAGUGACAUUUACACUUGAAGGAUAAAACGGCAGAGACGAUUUUGGUGGAAAAUUGGGAAUAUAUCUAUUCGACAGGAAAUAAAGUGUCACACUGUCAAUAUAGCAAUAAAUACUAAACCUGAUUUCAUCCAAAACACAUUA